This is a messenger RNA of Episyrphus balteatus (marmalade hoverfly), 1313 nucleotides long. Its product is annotated as aldo-keto reductase family 1 member B1-like. The record is from RefSeq and is a predicted model, not a curated record. Gene Ontology annotation, molecular function: aldose reductase (NADPH) activity. The transcript has 5 exons. NCBI's taxonomy places the organism in Eukaryota, Metazoa, Arthropoda, Insecta, Diptera, Syrphidae. Gene Ontology annotation, cellular component: cytosol. Bases 119 to 1066 code for a protein of 315 amino acids.
UUUAUUCUGAAUUCAGUUCGUUUUUUAAGUUGAACGAAGGCACUAUCCGUUUUUUGUGUGCUAUUAUUUCGAGUUUGCGUGUAAAGUAAAUAAUAUAAUUUUUUUUUUGUUUGCAAAAAUGCCAAAUGUACCAUUAAUUACCCAAAAUAAUGGAACCAAGAUACCGGCUUUGGGCUUGGGAACAUACACUUCUUUGGGUGGGGACUGUGAACGUGCUGUUAGAGACGCCAUAGACGCUGGAUAUCGUCAUAUCGACACAGCAUAUUUCUAUGAAAAUGAAGAAGAGGUUGGAAGAGCCGUGCGUGAUAAAAUCGCAGAAGGUGUUAUCAAAAGAGAAGAUAUCUACAUUGUAACAAAGCUUUGGUGCCACUUUCAUGAUCCAGAGAAAGUAGAAUACGCUUGCCGAAAAUCACUUAAAAACUUUGGAUUAGACUAUGUAGAUUUAUACCUAAUGCAUUGGCCAUAUGGUUAUGUUCACAGGGGUGACAAUGAAAUGUUUCCAACCAAAGCUAAUGGUGAUGUUGAAUUGAGCGAUGUAGAUUAUGUUGAUACUUGGAAAGCAAUGGAAAAGCUUGUUGAUUUGGGUUUGACCAAAAGCAUUGGAGUUUCAAACUUCAAUUCGGAACAAUUGAAAAGGCUUUUAUCGAACUGCAGUAUUAAACCAAUCCACAAUCAGAUUGAAUGCCAUCCAGCAUUGAACCAAAAGAAACUCAUUGCCCUCUGUAAGGAGCUUGAUAUUAUUGUUACCGCAUAUUGCCCUCUGGGAAGGCCAGAUCCGGCGAAAAAAACUCCUGGAUUUUUAUUUGAUCCCAAAGUUAAAGAAAUUGGCGAUAAGUAUAAGAAAUCACCAGCUCAAGUGGUAUUAAGAUAUUUGAUCGAAAUUGGAGUUGUACCUAUUCCAAAAACUGUUACCAAAUCUCGUCUUGCUGAAAAUCUUGAUGUAUUUGAUAUUAAAUUAUCUGCAGAUGAUCAUAAGUUUUUGGAUACAUUUAAUACCGGCGAGCGUGUUAUUCCAAUGGAUCAUGCAAUUAAAAGUAUACAUUAUCCUUUUAAUAUUGAAUAUUAAUUGUGUCAUAUAACUUGAUGAGCUUUGUUGAUUGUUGCCAAAUAUAAAUUUGCUUUUUUUUUGUUAUGAAGUUAAUACACAAAAUAAUAAAAUAAAACUUGUUAAAAUUAAUAAAAGGAUCUAUUAGAAAAAUGCAUGUAUUGAUGUUAAUUUAAAACUUAUCAUUAAAAUUUACAAAAAAAAUGUUCGUUUUGGUGCAGAAAGAAGAUAUAUUAUUUUUAAAUAAAAUAAAAAUGCAAAUGAAAAA